AUGAGUGAAGCCACCAUCGUCGUCAACCCUCCACUGCCAUUAACGAUCCUUGGGGGACGUCGCAAACAUAGGCUGACACUGCGCAGGGAGGCCUUCAACGACAUCUACCUCAAUCUUUCCCGCAAGCCAGGCGCCACUCGAUUUUCCGAUUCUGGUUUUGGUUGGAAACCCGUAAACGGCGAGACGUACACCUGCGACCAGUCACAAAUUAUCCAGGCACAAUGGAGUCGAGCGGCACGCGGCUACGAAAUCAAGAUUCUUUCGCGCAAUGACGGCGUGAUACAACUUGAUGGUUUCAAGCAAGAGGAUUUCGAUCGCGCAGCAAAGCUCUUCAAGGUCUGGUACGGUAUCAAUCUGGACAACCGAGAGCAUGCGCUGCGUGGCUGGAACUGGGGCAAAGCCGAGUUCGGCAAGGCGGAGCUUACCUUUAAUGUCGCGAACCGCCCCGCUUUCGAAGUUCCCUAUACCGAGGUAUCGAAUACCAAUCUGGCUGGCAAGAACGAGGUUGCAGUCGACUUCUCAUUGCCCGCCGACGGCGAUGCUGGCGCGAAUGGGAGCCUUGGGGGCGCUCGGUUCAGAGGCAAGAAGUCGGCUGGUGCUCGUGACCAACUCGUGGAGAUGCGCUUCUACAUCCCAGGCGUUGCGUCAAAGAAGGAGAAGAACGAGGAUGGUGAAGACAUUUCCGGAGCAGAAGACGGCGAGGAACAAAACGCCGCAAAUCUGUUCUACGAGACCCUCAUGGACAAGGCUGAGAUUGGUGAAGUCGCUGGAGACACGUUCGCGACCUUCCUCGAUAUUCUCCAUUUGACACCCAGAGGUCGUUUCGACAUCGACAUGUAUGAGACCUCGUUCAGAUUGCGCGGAAAGACGUACGACUACAAGAUCCAGUUCGACUCCGUCAAGAAGUUCAUGGUGCUACCAAAGCCCGACGACAUGCACACGUUGAUCACAAUAGGAUUGGAUCCACCUCUGAGGCAAGGUCAGACACGCUACCCAUUCCUAGUCAUGCAAUUCAAGCGUGAUGAAGAAGUCAAUCUUGACCUCAACAUGAAGGAAGAUUUGCUAGAAGCAAAGUACAAAGACAAGCUGCAAUCACAUUACGAGGCACCUAUUGCUGUCGUCGUCUCGGAUAUUUUCCGAGGUCUCAGUGGAAAACGUAUUACCAGGCCGUCUCGCGAUUUCAUCAGUCAUCAUGAGCAGUCUGGCGUCAAGUGCUCGAUCAAAGCCAACGAGGGUCACCUUUACUGCCUGGAUAAGGCUUUCAUGUUCAUUCCCAAGCCAGCCACCUACAUCGCCAUGGACAACAUCGCAUCAGUCACCAUGUCGCGUGUCGGUGGUGCCAUGGCAGCGAGCCGGACAUUCGAUAUUACCUUUACAAUGAAAGGUGGCAUGGCAGAGCACCAGUUCUCGAACAUCAACCGUGAGGAGCAACAGCCACUCGAGAACUUUUUCCGGGCUAAAGGCAUCAAGACGAAGAACGAGAUGGCAGAUGACUCAGGAGCAAUUCUUGCAGCCGCACUGCAAGAUGACGACCUUGCCUCUAGUGACGAUGGAGGUGUCGCGAAUCGCGGUAGUGCCGACGAGGACGACGAGAGCGUCGAUGAGGACUUCCACACUGAAUCUGAAUCCGAAGUUGGAGAGGAAUUCGAUUCAGAUCAUGACAGUGGCUCCGGAGACAGCGAUGCUGAGAUGGAGGAUGCAGAUAGCGAGGCAGGGCCAGAUGAGCAGCGGCCAAAGAAGAAACUGAAAACGUCGGACUGAGCGACAUCGCCAGCCACCACUAAAAAAGUGGCUAGGGCUUCCCG
Boeremia exigua is the source of this 1805-nucleotide messenger RNA. RefSeq lists its product as uncharacterized. The transcript is spliced from 6 exons. NCBI's taxonomy places the organism in Eukaryota, Fungi, Ascomycota, Dothideomycetes, Pleosporales, Didymellaceae. Gene Ontology annotation, cellular component: FACT complex; nucleus. Gene Ontology annotation, molecular function: nucleosome binding; DNA binding; histone binding. The record is from RefSeq and is a predicted model, not a curated record. The coding region runs from base 1 to 1761 and encodes 586 amino acids.